This is a messenger RNA of Vicia villosa (hairy vetch), 2019 nucleotides long. RefSeq lists its product as uncharacterized. The coding region runs from base 388 to 1824 and encodes 478 amino acids. Gene Ontology annotation, biological process: sesquiterpene biosynthetic process. The record is from RefSeq and is a predicted model, not a curated record. Gene Ontology annotation, molecular function: cyclase activity. The transcript is spliced from 2 exons. NCBI's taxonomy places the organism in Eukaryota, Viridiplantae, Streptophyta, Magnoliopsida, Fabales, Fabaceae.
GAGGUAUAUGGCAAGAGGCUCGUGCAUGGAAAUGAAAAUAAAAGAGAGAAAAAAAAAUCAAAAAUUAAAAAGAGAAAAUUCCUUUUUCCAUCCACAAUCCCAAUCUUGAAUACUCCUUUCACUUUUUUCUUUUUCUGGAAGAUGUCAACCGUAUAUUUGAAUCCAUCUCUCAUCGUUGUUACCUGCUACGCCUACGACGAUCCAUUCUUCGCAUUUCUUGUUUUUGGAAUCGAUUCAACUUUACCAAAUACUAUUAUUCUUGUUACUGAAAUGGAAUCACUUCCAUCCAAAACCAAAAACCCCUUCAUCAUAGUAAUCAUUCUAUACCUAUAACAUUGGUGAUGUGGUUCUGAUUCUGGUUGUAAAAUCUCAAAGUUCAAUAUCAGAAUGAUUCCAGUUGAUAAUGGUAUUAUUACAAGUCCCCGAAAUGAAAUUGAAGAAUCUAAUGGGAGUCAAGUGAAGGAGUUUGCUUCUCUACAUAUUUCAACCCCUAAUGAGAAAGACCUUAUUUCACAGCCUGUACCUUCUCCUCAUUCCAACAAUGGACUAAAAUCGCGUCUCCGUACGAUGUUUUCUAAGAAAGUUGAUUGGAAUUCAGUCAAGAAAAUGUGCGUGGAAUGGAUCAAAAACCCGAUGAACAUGGCACUUUUCGCGUGGAUAGCUUGCGUCGCUGUUUCGGGUGCGAUUCUGUUCUUAGUCAUGACAGGAAUGUUGAAUAAUGUGCUAAAAACUAAGUCGGAGAGGAAUACAUGGUUUGAGAUAAAUAAUCAGAUACUAAAUGCACUAUUUACGCUUAUGUGUUUGUAUCAACAUCCAAAGAGGUUCCACCAGCUUGUUCUUUUGUGUAGAUGGAGAACAGAUGACAUAUCUAGACUUAGAAUGAUUUACUGCAAAAAUGGUACUGGUAAGCCACAUGAAUGGAGACAUAUGAUGGUAGUGGUUAUUCUUCUGCACGUUAAUUGUUUCGCUCAAUAUGCACUUUGUUGUCUAAAUUUAGGAUACACAAGGUCUCAGCGACCUGCAGUUGGAGUUGGAAUUACUAUAUCGGUUGCAAUUGUGACACCGGCCAUAGCUGGAUUGUACAUUAUUCUUGGUCCGCUUGGGAAGGACUAUGAUUGUGAGGUGGAUGAAGAAUCACAAGAGAAAAUUACGAAACCGUUUGAGAAAAAGUAUGCAUUUGCAUGUAAAGAUCGACGGGGAGAAGUUAUAGAAUUAGAAAAUAGACCGAAUUGGAGUGGAGGAAUAUUUGAAAUAUGGCAUGAUAUAUCUGUAUCAUUUCUCUCACUUUUCUGCAGUUUCUGUGAGUUUGGUUGGAACAUGGAGAGACUUGGAUUUGGGAACAUGUAUGUGCAUAUAGCUACUUUUAUGCUGUUAUGUAUGGCUCCUUUUUGGGUAUUUGUAUUGGCUUCUGGUAACAUUGAUGAUGAUAAUGUUAGAAUAGCUUUAAUAGCUGUUGGAAUCAUCCUUUGUUUUUGUGGUUUACUCUAUGGUGGCUUUUGGAGGAUACAAAUGCGAAAGAGGUUCAAUUUGCCUGCAUAUGAUUUCUGUUUUGGAAAACCAUCGGUUUCUGAUUGUACGCUUUGGUUAUGCUGUUGUUGGUGUUCUCUUGCUCAAGAAGUUAGGACUGGGAAUAGUUAUGAUAUCUUGGAAGGUAAGUUAUGUUUGAAAUCAAUUGAUACUUGCGAUCAAGUUUCAAUUUCAAAUUUGGAUAGAGAAGAUGUAGUAGUAUCAACCAAAUCUGGCACAAGUUUUACUCUUGAAAGAGGUAAAGAAGGAACAAUGACUCCACCAACUCCAUCAUUAAUACAAAAAGAAGAUUGUUAGUUAAUCUAUGAAAGGAAAAGAGGGAAAUGAUUCUUCUUGAUUGUUUUGUAUGUAUAACAUCAUUGUUUUGUUUGAGAUGAUCCCUUGAACUUCUAUGUUUACCAUUUCUGUUAGGAUAAGGAUUUUUAUUUUUCUGUAACACUUGCACAAGUGUUUGUUUAUAUCAGAAUAUUAAGUUUAAAUUUCAAACUACUC